Messenger RNA from Cucurbitaria berberidis CBS 394.84, 1720 nucleotides. RefSeq lists its product as uncharacterized. Gene Ontology annotation, molecular function: metallocarboxypeptidase activity; zinc ion binding. NCBI's taxonomy places the organism in Eukaryota, Fungi, Ascomycota, Dothideomycetes, Pleosporales, Cucurbitariaceae. Gene Ontology annotation, biological process: proteolysis. The transcript is spliced from 2 exons. Bases 110 to 1720 code for a protein of 536 amino acids. The record is from RefSeq and is a predicted model, not a curated record.
AUCACUGAUAGAUAGCCCGCCUACCUUCAGUCCACAUCCACAUCCCGCCAGCCCUCGCCGGCGACGUCACCCUUUCCUUCUGUUCUCUCCUUCGUUAGAUGCUGUUCCAAUGCGUCAGGCCUCCUUUUCUGUCCUGAGCCUGCUGCUGCUCUGUCCCUCACUGCUCACUGCCGCCCCGCACGACAAUGCGCGCUUCUUCCCCCAUGACGCUGCCUCCAACCACAACCACUCGCCGCGGCCCUGGCGGAUACUGUCCGAUGCUGUAAUAAGGAGGAUAUGGGGACUGCCCGAAGCCCAAAAGAGAGUGGGAAGUGAUGGCGAGAAGAAUGCGCCAGACAAUGCGCCAGGAGACGAGCUCGUGGCACGAUAUGGCGACGACGUGGUAUUGAGGUUUACAAUUCGCACAGAGGACGAGGCAUCCGCACUGGCAGAGGCAGCCGACAUCCUCUUCCUCGACGUCUGGGAGUUCAACCAAGACUGGUGCGACAUCAGGAUAGCAAAGGACGUCGUGCCUUCCCUCCUCGGCCUCCUCCCUCCUUCGCUCCAAACAUCCCACGAACCCCUAAUGCAAGACCUCGACCUCGCCCAAGCCAUCUUCGACUCGUACCCCUCGCCCUCUGUAACACAAUCACACCAAAGCGACCGCUUCUCUCCACAACUCACAACAUCUCCCCGCGUCAAGGGCCACCCCUUCUUCCAGGACUACCAGCCACUGUCUGUCAUUAGCCCAUGGAUGCAUUUGAUGUCCUCCAUGUUCACCACGCACGUCCGCCGCAUCAUUGUCGGCAUAAGUUACGAAGGGCGCGACAUCCCCGCUCUGCGUGUCGGCGUGCACCCCACCAACAACGACGAGCCCUCAAAACCGAGGAAGACGGUCAUCAUCACGGGCGGUUCCCAUGCGCGCGAGUGGAUAUCAACAAGCACAGUAAACUACCUCGCCUGGUCUCUCAUCAACGCAUACGGAAAGGACCACUCUGUCACCCGCCUCCUCGAAGCCUUCGACUUCGUCUUUGUGCCUACACUCAACCCUGAUGGUUAUGUCUACUCGUGGGAAACAGACAGACUCUGGAGAAAGAACAGGCAACCCACCAGCCUCCGCUUCUGUCGCGGCCUUGAUCUCGACCGCAGCUACCCCUUCAAAUGGGACGGCGACAUCACCCGCACGAAUCCGUGCUCCGAAUCCUUCGCUGGCGACGCACCCUUUGAUGGCGUCGAAGCCCAGAGAUUUGCAGCCUGGGCGAAGAACGAGACGGAAAACAACAACGUCGAAAUUGUAGGAUUCCUAGACCUCCACUCCUACUCGCAACAAAUUCUCUAUCCAUUUUCAUACUCCUGCGAAGACGAACCCCCCUCGAUCGAAGACCUGGAAGAGCUCGCCCUCGGCCUCGCAAAAGCAAUUCGCGUCUCGCGCAAAGGACACGCAUACAAAGUCACGAGCGCAUGCGAAGGCAACGUUGCUUUAUCAACAAUCAACAAUAACAAGAAGAAGAUCAUUCUCCCGCGCAUCGAAAGUGGCGGCGGCAGCGCGCUGGAUUGGUUCUACCAUGAGCUCAGAGUCAGGUACUCGUACCAGGUUAAACUACGCGACACGGGGUCGUACGGGUUUCUCUUACCAAAGGAGAAUAUCGUGCCCACGGGCGAGGAGAUGCUCGAUGCGGUGCUUUACUUUGGCCGCUUUAUGCUCGGUGAGCCUGUUGAGGCUGAGUCUAUAGAGUUGUAA